AUGAUCAACCAGCUACCUGGCCACUCAACCCCAACAACCCCUCCACUGCCCGCGAAGCAACAACAACAAGACAAGAUGGCCUCGGACGGCAAAAAAACGGCGGACGCGCCGAGCGGCAGCGCCGCCGGCGAGCAGCAGACCAAUAAAGAAGUGCAGCGGAUCCUCGACACCCUCUCCCCGCAGCAGCUGUCGGAGCUCAUCGCGCUCAACCCCGCGCUGGCGCAGGAGGUUGCCCAGGCCACGGGGUCGUCGAAUCCGACGCCGGACCAGGCGGCCGAGAUGCUAAAGAAGAUGAAGCUCGAGGACCUUAUGUCAGGCUUCGCUGCUAGCGGCAAAAACGUCAAGGACAUGGCGUCGUACAAGUUUUGGGCCACGCAGCCCGUGCCGCGGUUCGACGAGGACCAGACCGUGCCGGAUGGCCCGCUCAGGGUCCAGACGGUUGACCAAAUCUCCAAGGAGCCUGCUGAUCUCGUGAGCGGCUUCGAAUGGGUCACAAUGGACCUGAAAAGCGAGGAGGAGAUCAAAGAGGUCUAUGAGCUGCUCAACGGGCACUAUGUCGAGGACGAUGACUCGACCUUUCGGUUCAACUACUCUCCUUCCAUUCUCCGAUGGGCCAUGAUGGCUCCCGGCUGGCACAAGAGAUACCAUGUGGGCGUCCGCGCCUCGCAGUCGCGCAAGCUCGUGGCCUUUAUCUCGGCCAUCCCCGUGCACCUGCGUGUGCGGGACCAGAGCAUCACGGCAUCCGAGGUAAACUUUUUGUGCGUGCACAAGAAGCUGCGCGGCAAGCGCCUGGCGCCGGUGCUCAUCAAGGAGGUGACGCGCAUCAGCAAUCUCGAGGGGGUGUGGCAGGGCCUCUACACGGCGGGCAUCGUGCUGCCGCGGCCAGUGAGCACAUGCCAGUACUACCACCGGCCUCUCAACUGGCAGAAGCUGUACGAGGUUGGCUUCAGCUACCUGCCGCACGGUAGCAAGCCCCAGUACCAGGUGCGCAAGUACGCCGUGCCUGAGUCGACGGGCACUCGGGGGUGGCGCACCAUGCGGCCCGAGGACGUCCCCGCCGUCGUCGACCUGCAGAGCCGGUACUCGAAGCGCUACGACAUUGCGCCCGAGCUCUCCGCCGACGAGGUCGCCCACUGGCUCGUGCCCAAAAUCGAGCCCAGCGGCGAGCAGGUCGUCUGGACGUACGUCGUCGAGGGCGCCGACAAGAAGAUUACUGACUUUAUCUCCUUUUACUGCGUCGAGUCCUCGGUCAUCAAGAAUGCGCGACACAACGUGCUGCGCGUGGCAUACCUCUUCUACUACGCGACAGAGACGGGCCUCGCGGAGCCCGAGGACCGGGCGGCGCUCAAGACGCGUCUCAACUCGCUGGUCAGCGACGCCCUCACCAUGGCCAAGAAGGAAAAGUUUGACGUCUUUAACGCGCUGACGCUCAUGGACAAUGGUCUCUUCCUCGAGCAGCAAAAGUUUGCCCGCGGCGACGGCCAGCUGCACUACUACCUCUUCAACUACCGCACAAAAGCCAUUGCCAGCGGCAUGGACGCCAAGGGACAGCUAGACGACAAGAACCUGAGUGGCGUUGGUCUUGUGCUACCUUGA
Molecule: messenger RNA, 1596 nt
Organism: Beauveria bassiana ARSEF 2860
Lineage: Eukaryota; Fungi; Ascomycota; Sordariomycetes; Hypocreales; Cordycipitaceae
Product: glycylpeptide N-tetradecanoyltransferase
Exons: 2
Coding region: 1-1596 (531 amino acids)
Biological process (GO): N-terminal peptidyl-glycine N-myristoylation
Cellular component (GO): cytoplasm
Molecular function (GO): glycylpeptide N-tetradecanoyltransferase activity
Source: RefSeq, a predicted model, not a curated record